AUGACGUCCGUCAGCAGUGAUGUGAACGCGACAAAGCUGAAGUUCAGUGUGGACAGCAUAUUGGGGAAUAACGACGCCUCUCGUGCCGAUGCGCAGCCGUCGGAGGCCCCGCGCAGCCAAGAACCCCCUUGUGCGGGGUGCGUAGCAGCCCUCUACCGCUGUUGCAGGGACGAACCGCCUCUGCUGCAACUCCCUCUCUCCGUUCCCUACGCACAUUUGCACCCAGCGUUGAGGCCGACGACUGUGUACAGGCUACCGCUUCCAAGGGGUUCCCCACCGCAGCAAACUUCGACGCCACGCUGCGAUGUCACAUCCAGCGGUAAGAGGAAACGUUCGUGGUCACGAGCAGUGUUCAGCAACCUCCAGCGGAAGGGGCUGGAGCGCCGAUUCCAAAUUCAGAAGUAUAUAACCAAACCCGAUAGGCGACAACUGGCAGCAACAUUAGGACUGACAGACGCGCAGGUGAAAGUGUGGUUUCAAAAUCGCCGAAUGAAAUGGCGGCACACGAAAGAAGGGCGCGCAGGCCUCGGGGGCACUUUGGGCGGUAUGAAGGACUCUGACCCCUCAAACGUAAUCAACGAAGAUAAUGAAGACAUCGACGUCGACACCCUAAGCGAU
Messenger RNA from Iphiclides podalirius (scarce swallowtail), 618 nucleotides. The record is from the annotation of a GenBank genome assembly. NCBI's taxonomy places the organism in Eukaryota, Metazoa, Arthropoda, Insecta, Lepidoptera, Papilionidae.